This is a messenger RNA of Cladophialophora immunda, 3506 nucleotides long. RefSeq lists its product as uncharacterized. The coding region runs from base 132 to 3161 and encodes 1009 amino acids. The transcript has 3 exons. Lineage: Eukaryota; Fungi; Ascomycota; Eurotiomycetes; Chaetothyriales; Herpotrichiellaceae. Gene Ontology annotation, biological process: cytoskeleton organization. Gene Ontology annotation, molecular function: phospholipid binding; protein binding. Gene Ontology annotation, cellular component: mitotic actomyosin contractile ring, proximal layer; cytoplasmic side of plasma membrane; plasma membrane. The record is from RefSeq and is a predicted model, not a curated record.
CUUUCACAUCUCCCUGCUACUACCGCAUCACGCAUAGUUAAACACGACUCCGGUGUCCCCAAGACUAAUAUCUGCAACUGCUUCAGCAACUCCGACCCAGAGACCAACGACAUCUUGUUACGACUGGCACGAUGCCGCCAGGCGCUGCGUCGGGACCAGGUGCCCCUCCAUCUGUGCCAUUGAGCUUCUCAAAUAAUUUCUGGGGGCGAGAUGACGCCGGCGUCGACCCUCUCCUUACCCGGAUGCAAAAUGCCAAAACAACGUGCGAUGAGCUGAAAACCUUUUAUAAUGCAAGAGCAGCGUUAGAAGAAGAUUACGCCAAAAAAUUAUUGAGUCUAUCACGAAAGCCGCUGGGAAGUGUUGAACAGGGAACCUUACGGAGCAGCCUGGAUGUUGCUAGAGGAGAGACAGAGUCAAUGGGCAAACAGCACGCACUGAUCGCCCAGCAAAUGAGGUCCGAGCUCGAGGAGCCACUGGCAGCGUUUGCCGGCGGAAUCAAGGAGCGUCGCAAAAUCGUCCAGAACGGAAUCGAGAGGCUGCUGAAGACGAAACAAGCACAGACCGCUCAUGUCAACAAAUGUCGGGACAAGUACGAGCAGGACUGUUUGCGGGUCAAGGGAUAUCUGGCUCAGGGUCACAUGGUCAUGGGACAAGAAGAGCGAAAGAACAAGGCCAAACUCGAGAAGACACAGAUCAACAUGGCCACCAACUCGAAUGAGUACGAGGCCGCUAUUAAAGUUUUGGAGGAGACGACAGGUCGGUGGAACAAGGAGUGGAAAGCCGCGUGCGACAAGUUCCAAGAUCUUGAGGAAGAACGCCUCGACUUCAUGAAGUCCUCCCUAUGGGCCUUUGCCAACAUCGCAUCUACGGUGUGCGUCUCUGACGACGCGUCCUGCGAAAAGAUCAGACUUGCGUUGGAGAAUUGUGAAGUCGAGAAAGACAUUUCGGGCUUCAUAAAAACCUGCGGAACAGGCCAAGAAAUUCCCGAUCCUCCUCGAUACAUCAACUUCUGUCGAGGCGAUGUGGACACCGCAUCCGAGGUCUCGGAAGAUGAGAACUACUCGGUCGCCCAAUUCUCAAGGACCACGAAUCCCGCGUUCAGAACAUCGUCUCCAACCCAUUCAAGCUCUACAAAAGCCAGGCGCAGCCAGACCCCAGAGCGCCAAUACUCAGAAGAGCCGACGGGACCGCAAGAGGAUGAUAUGCCGACACCGUCCAAUGGAAACAGUGGGCGUCCGCCGCCGUUGAAUUACAAACAUCCAGGACCAAAUGUGCCUCCGAAUUACUCACCAAGCCAACAUGGAGACGUCCCGCAAGUGCCACACAAUCAGUACCCGACCGACGGCAUGACGAUGUUCUGCAGAGCGGAUGCUUCCUCGGUUGCCGGCUCUGCCUUGUCCUCAAACACUCGACCAGAUAGUAGGGAUGACCAGAGUGACUAUUCUGCACCGAGCUCAUUCACGAGUGCGGAACUCAGCUCUGGUGCAGCCUCCCCAACCAAAGGUGCCCCGAUUAAUGGCGUUGAGCUGCCUGGAAUGGCAUCACCUGAGAAAUCCGUCCAGAAGAAGAGGUCUGGUUUCUUCUCGAACAGCCCGUUUCGCAGAAAGUCUAGGAAAGACCACGAACCCCAGCCGGGCAGUAUCUCCACCAGCCGCAACACUUGGAACGGAGGCUCAGUCACCAACGCUCGAAAUCUGAACCCCACCGUAUCUAGUGCGCAGUCGAGUCCUACCAAGUCUCCAGCUCGUCAGGCACCCAGCUAUUUUAACAGAAAUGCAGCUGACAUGGCUCUUGAAGGCGAAGAGGCUGCUGAUCCUCGGGCGAGCUUCCAAUUGAGCGUGGGCAACAAUGUCUUCGACGUAGCCAGCCCGGAUGGCACUCAAGACUCAACACCUAAAGCUAGCACAGCAAACCGGCGUAGUCAAUUUAUGCCACCACCUUCAGUGGUAGGCAAUGAGUUGAUGCACGAUCCUAUAGCACAAGCACUUGCAGAUCUCAAACUAACCGCCGGUGGCGCCACGGCAAUGGCUAAACAGUCAAGCACCCGGGUAGCCGUGGAUCGGUAUCACGGCGUGGCAACCCCUGCGCCUGAUCAAGAACCAGCCACUCGACCAGGCAUACUGAGCGCCGAAAGUCAAGCUCGCCUGGCGGCACAGAGAGGAACACCUCCACCAGCAUACGAUAUCACCGGACCAGCAUCUAUGGCGGGUGGGAGGACGCAGAGUGCUCUCGGUGUUCCUCAACCAGCACAUACCAAGCGCGAAAUGCUGAAUCGCACUGAGACAUGGGGCACUAGGGCAGGAGGCAAUCCGACUCAGCCAUCAAGACCUGGUACCAGAGAUGGAAGGAGGAGCCCUGGCCCGGGGAUGAUGAGAGCAGCAAGCCCGCAACCUCAGUCUCAAAGCCAGCCUCCCCGUGCCAGAAGCCCAGCUCCCGGCGUCAUCCCUCGUGCUGUGAGUCCUCAACCACAGCAAUCCCAAAGAUACCAGCCGCGCUCGCGAAGCCCAGCACCUUCCAUGGCCCCUAGAGCAGCAAGCCCGAAUCCAGCAAUGAUGUCAGGCGGACGGCCUGCGGCUCAGCAAUACCGCGCGGCCUCGCCCAAUCCCUAUGGAGGAUCACGAGGCCCUGGGCCGGCACCGAACCAAGCAUCAAGACAAAGCACCGGCAUGGAGAUUCAAUUGAGCAACCAGGAUCCGGGACGGUACGACGGGUCCGGUGGCAGUGAAAGAAGUCGUCAGGGAAUGAUGCGGCCCAACUCCAGCUUUGGGGGAGAUCGGUAUUCGCAGCAACAACCUCAGCAGCAGCAGUUCCAACAUCAACCGCAGGGCUAUGAUAACCGGCAAAGAGGUGGAAGUGCUAAUGGAGGGGGGAUGGAUAUCGAACUAAGAAGAGAGCGGAGCAAGAGUCUCGCUGCGAUACCAUAUCGGGCAGGUCCUCCGCCUCAAGAGCAGCGUCAACAGCGAGUGUUGCAUUAUGCCAGGGCAAUGUACAGCUACACAGCGGCCAUUCCCGAAGAACUCUCCUUCUCCAAAGGCGAUAUCCUCGCAGUAUUGCGACUUCAGGAUGAUGGAUGGUGGGAGGCUGAGGUCAAGGAGAGUGCGAGGGGAAUGAAAGCAGGCGGUAUCGGGCUGGUGCCUAGCAAUUACCUGCAACGGUGCUGAUCUCAACCACGCCUGGGGGAAAUGUGACGGUGUAAAUAAAUACACGAGGACUAGGGUGAUGACUGACUCGCUCGCCGACGGUGGUGGCCGAAAUAUCAGCUUGGACAUUCAUUGGCAUUGGGAUGAGGUUUGUACGAUAUCGGGCACGACGGGAGUUGGCCUCUCGACAUUUUGGCGCUGUGUUUUUGGCCAAGUUCUUGAGCGAGCCGUCAGCUAUGUAUGUAGGAUGUACGUGCUAGGAUGCCGCGCAGCCAGACAUAACCCGGCAUUUGGAUCGCGGGAGCUGAGACAGCAUCUAGAGCGCUUUGUACAUGCCAUCAAUGUCAGACAAAGUACAAUACUGUA